AUGCCUGAUAAAUCUAAUCGUAAACGUCAUCGUAGUGAUCGUACGCCGUCUCCAAGCGAAAGAUCUAGGUCAAAAGACCCAGAGAAUCGAGGUCAUCGACAAGAUCAACACAAGCGAAGGCGGGAAAAUAACAUUGGCCCUGGCGUCAACGAGGAAACGACAGUUUGUGGCCUGGACCACUCGUGUAACUGCCAUUGAGUCAAAUUUGAACGAAAACUCUGGUACAACGUCCCAGUAUUAGACAGAUUUAGAAAAGACGACGCGACCUCAAAGACGACGUGGAUGGCGUCAUUUGGCGCCAACUAUCGUCAGCUUCUCAUUUGCGACGUCGCCUUGGACAAUUUCACGACGCGAAAAUACAAUUUUCACGUCCUCUCUAGAACGUCACAGAUUUAUGCUUCUUUUGAAAAAAAUAUGAGAGUAUGCAUUAUAAAACUCAUCCUAUUUUGUUCCCCAAGUAUUGAUUAAUGAUUCUAGUUAAAUGUUUUUCAUUGACAAGGUUGUUUUUCUCGUAUUUCGCUAAAUUUUGAACGUGUUAAUUUUUGACAAAUACUUUCGGUCGCCAUAACAAAUCAACAAAACUGCAAGCAUUGUUAAUAACCACUUCAAUACCGCUAGUAUUCUUCACCAAAACAAACAUUUUAAAACAAACUGAAGUGAAGUUAUAUUAAAAACUGUUUAAAAUCAGGAAAACUUGGGAAGAUAGAAGAAUAAAAGCAACUAAAAGCAGUAAAAACUCAAUCAGUUUUAGUUGCUCUGUCACAACAGUGCGAAAAAGUAGGGGAAGUAAAAAAACGCUUUCCAGUGUGAAAAAUGAUCUUAAACAGUAUUAAAUUUUACCAAUAUAAGCGCUGGUGCCUUAUUUAUACUAAACAGUUGACAAACUUGAUUGAAUAGGCUACAAACUAAAGCAUUUAGCUCGUAAACAAUACCUGCAGCUAUAGUAUUUAUUCCAAAUGAUGCAACAAAGUUCACUUUUCAAAAUACCGAAAUAUAUGUCUUUUUCUAAAAAAAACUUAAUAUUGAAUGUUCAUACUAAUUCAUCAGGAAACACUUGGCCAGUAUUAUAUAGCCUUUUUCUUGCACAUAACUUGACAACUGAUGGAAAACAAUACAGGAAUGAGCAGGAAACAAGAAAACAAAAAUUUGCUUCGAAAAAGACAAACAAGCCGUCCCAGAUUAAAACCCGGAAGUGAACGCGAGGUGUACACGUCAUUUUCACGUCGUCUUUGAGGUCGCGUCGUCUUUUCUAAAUCUGUCUAUUCUGGCGAAUGCGACGACGAUCAACUGUCAAUUCCGGACUCGCCGAAGGAAUUCGACAAUAUUGUUGUUAAUUGUUAAUAACAAUCCCGCCAUUGAGGCUCCUUUAGCUGGCUCUUUGCCACCUUUAGACGGCGUUGAGCCGACAAAUAUAAACGAAAUCACCAACCCGAACUUUGACGUUUCUGAGGAAGAAACUUCAUGCGAGUUCUUUGACCCUGAGAGUACAUCUCAGCGACGAUGGUCUCAUUCAGAUCCCUUUGUCAAAUUUCUUGAGAAAAACAUGCGUAGACGCCUAUAUAUAAUCGAAGAAAGUUCUCUCCCCGAAGCUGAAGCAUGUGUUGCUCCUUUACUGGACAAACAGAUUCUGAAUUAUAUUCCCGCCAACCGCAAAAAAUUCGUUGAACAACGAGACAAAGAUUUGGCGCUUAUUCAACGCACAUUACUAAACUCGGCAGCGACGGCAGGUCCUCUUUGUUGUCUACAUGACCGCCUCGAAAAUCAGGCCAAGAUUUCUAAUGAGGAACUGUUAAACACCCUUCAACAAUCACUAUGUUUGCUGGGUUCAGCUAACCACAUAGUGACAACGAAUCGCCUGAAGAAAAUUUUGGGAGCGAUUAAUCCUGAUAAGGCACAAUGGGAAGAUCUGCCUUCCUUAGCAGCCAAUCAUUCCGAAUUAUCUCGAAGCCUUGCAAAAAACUUGCAACAGCAAUGUUACAGUGCGAUACCUCAUUCUUCAGGAGGCAGUCCUGCGGCGUUUGUCCGCCCAGAGAACAAGUAUAACUAUUCAGAACCUAACCAGGUCAG
Messenger RNA from Paramuricea clavata, 2067 nucleotides. NCBI's taxonomy places the organism in Eukaryota, Metazoa, Cnidaria, Anthozoa, Malacalcyonacea, Plexauridae. The record is from the annotation of a GenBank genome assembly.